Chionomys nivalis (European snow vole) is the source of this 6600-nucleotide messenger RNA. RefSeq names its product golgin A3 (gene Golga3). The coding region runs from base 465 to 4931 and encodes 1488 amino acids. The record is from RefSeq and is a predicted model, not a curated record. The transcript has 24 exons. NCBI's taxonomy places the organism in Eukaryota, Metazoa, Chordata, Mammalia, Rodentia, Cricetidae.
UGUGUCUGUGUGUCUGAGUUGGUCCUGUAGGCUGCAAGUUGUUUCUCUGAGGGGAAGGCCCACAAAAAUUUAAAGUCACGUUCUGAAGUCUGCCCCAGUUCUGUCCGGAUCAAGAGCCAUACCGACCACAGUUAAAAGGUGGCUACUGGCCGCAGACCUCUCUUCCGGAACGAAAGCCACGCGGACAGGUUGUUUCCGGGGGGUUGCCUGAGACUGGUGCCCUGUUGCGCCCCGCCCCUCACACGGCCACGUCCUACCGGAGCUGCCGGGCUGGGUCACUGAUGGAAUCAUGGUAUUACUUGGUUUGACUUCAAGCCAUUUGUGAGACAUUAAACCUUACGCUGAAAACGGAAAACAGAGUAGGAUCCUUCCUAGAAGGUCUGGGUUGUUGCUGAUGGCAGAAACCAAACUUAAUCCAGACUCAUAUCUAGCUCCUCAGAGUCUUAGCCUGGGCUGCGCUGACCAUGGAUGGUGCAUCAGCUAAACAGUAUGGCCUCUGGGAAGACAGUUCCAGCAGUGAUAUUUCAUCUUGCCCUGAAGCCUCACUGGAGACGUUGGGCUCACUGUCACUACUGCCUGACCAACCAACCAAAGCUCAGUAUGCCAAUGUUGAGGUAAACAACAGCGUUUUUAGGGAAGGAGGAAGUCCAGAUAGAUUCAGCCAGGAGGCCCUCUCUCAGAAUGGGCAGUUCCCAGACCCUCCAUUGUCUCUUGAUCCCACAGCAAGCCCAGUGGUACCUGAUGCCUCUGCAGGUGUGGAUGGUUUCCAUGACAACCUAAGGAUGUCUCAGGGAACUAGUGCUGAGGGCAGUGUUAGAAAAGAAGCUUUGCAGUCUCUCAGACUCAGUCUUCCCAUGCAAGAAACGCAACUGUGUUCCACUGCUUCUGCAUUGCCCUUGGAAAAUGAGGAGCAGAUCCGACUGCAGGCCCGGAAGCGCCUGGAAGAACAGCUGCUGCAGUACCGAGUAAAGCGCCAGCAGGAGAGGUUCAGUCAACCUGCAACAAAAGUGAAACUUUUUAGUACACUUGAUCCUGAGCUCAUGUUAAAUCCAGAAAAUUUGCCAAGAGCCAGUACUGUAGCUGUGACAAAAGAGUAUUCCUUCCUGCGUACCAGUGUUCCUCGAGGGCCCAAGGUAGGCAGCUUAGGGCUGCUGGCGCAUUCUAAGGAGAAAAAGAGUUCCAAAUCAAGCAAGAUUCGGAGUCUGGCUGACUACAGAACUGAAGAUUCAAGUGGCUCUGGUGGCCUAGGAUCCACUGCUGAUGCUGUUGGAGGUUCCCUGAAACAGAGUAGAAGCAGCACUUCAGUUGUGUCUGAGGUUAGCCCGUCACCUGAGACUGAUAACCGUGUAGAGAGCACCUCACUGACGGGGGAUAGUGUGUUGGAGGCUGACGGAAAUGAAAGUGACAGCUCCUCACACAGCAGCUUCUCUGCAAGAGGGGCCUGUAGUGUCCUGGCUAAUGUGGGCAUGCCGGGAGCAGCUUAUAUGGUUGAUGGCCAGGAGAUUUCUGCUGACGCCCUGGGUCAGUUUCCUUCGAUUAAAGAUGUACUACAGGCUGCAGCAGCCCAGUGCCAGGAUGAGAACCAGGAAGUCAACGGGGAGGUACAGAGCCGCAGAGACAGUGUCUGCAGCAGUAUGUCCAUGGAGAGCUCUCUUGCUGAAACACAGGAUGAAAUGUUGCAGAUUCUCAAAGAUAAAAUGAGACUUGAAGGACAGCUGGAGGCUUUGUCAUUAGAAGCCAGUCAGGCACUUCAAGAGAAGGCUGAGCUACAGGCCCAGCUUGCUGCCCUGAGCACAAGGCUGCAGGCACAGGUAGAGCACAGUCACAGCAGCCAGCAGAAGCAAGACUCCCUUAGUUCUGAAGUGAACACUUUGAAGCAAUCUUGCUGGGAUCUGGAACGGGCCAUGACUGACCUGCAGAACAUGCUAGAAGCUAAAAAUGCCAGCCUGGCAUCCUCUAACAAUGACCUGCAAGUGGCAGAGGAGCAGUAUCAGAGACUGAUGGCCAAAGUGGAGGACAUGCAGAGAAACAUCCUCAGCAAGGACAACACAGUGCAUGACCUUCGGCAGCAGAUGGCAGCCCUACAGAGUCAGCUCCAUCAAGUACAGCUGGAGCGUACAACACUGACCAGCAAACUACAAGCAUCACAGGCUGAAAUUACAUCACUGCAGCAUGCCCGGCAGUGGUACCAACAGCAGCUUGCGUUGGCCCAGGAAGCCAGGGUCAGGCUGCAGGGAGAGGUGGCCCACAUCCAGGUUGGACAGAUGACCCAAGCAGGCCUUUUGGAGCACCUGAAGCUUGAGAAUGUGUCCCUGUCUCACCAGCUGACAGAGACUCAGCAUAGAUCCAUCAAGGAAAAAGAGCGCAUAGCUGUUCAGCUCCAGAGCAUUGAGGCUGACAUGUUGGAUCAGGAAGCAGCAUUUUUACAGAUCCAGGAGGCGAAGACAAUGGUGGAGGAGGACCUCCAAAGAAGGCUGCAAGAAUUUGAAGGUGAACGGGAGCAGUUACAGAAAGUGGCAGAUGCAGCAGCAUCCCUAGAGCAACAAUUGGAACAGGUGAAAUUGACAUUGUUCCAGCGAGACCAGCAGCUUGCCGCACUUCAGCAGGAGCAUCUAGAUGUGAUAAAGCAGCUCACCUCCACGCAGGAGGCUCUACAGUCCAAGGGGCAGUCUCUUGAUGACCUGCAAACACGUUAUGACGAGCUACAAGCAAGGCUAGAGGAGCUGCAGAGAGAGGCUGACUCUAGGGAGGACACAAUUCACUUCUUGCAGAAUGAGAAGAUUGUUUUGGAAGUGGCUCUACACUCGGCCAAGAAUGACAAGGAGGAACUUGACAGAGGAGUACAGCAAUUGGAAGAAGAUACUGAAGAGACAUCAGGACUAUUGGAACAGCUGAGACAAGAAUUGGCUGUCAAGUCCAGCCAGGUGGAGCACUUGCAGCAAGAGACAGCCUCAUUGAGAAAACAGAUGCAGAAAGUAAAGGAGCAGUUUCUUCAGCAAAAGGUAAUGGUAGAGGCCUACCGGCGAGAUGCUGCUUCCAAAGAUCAGCUCAUUAGCGAGCUGAGAACCACAAAAAAACGGCUGGACUCAGAGAUGAAGGAACUGAGGCAGGAGCUAAUGAAGGUGCAUGGAGAGAAGAAGAUUGUGGAAGUAGAACACUCACGACUGCAAAAGGAGAUGUCCCUGGUUCACCAGAAGAUGGCAGAUCUCGAGGGGCAUCUUCAGUCAGUGCAGAAAGAACGAGAUGAAAUGGAGACUCACCUGCAGUCUUUGCAGUUUGACAAAGAGCAGAUGGUAGCCCUUACUGAGGCCAAUGAGACACUAAAGAAACAAAUACAAGAGCUGCAGCAAGAAGCCAAGAAGGCCAUCACAGAACAGAAGCAGAAGAUGAAGCGGCUGGGCUCAGAUCUGACCAGCGCUCAGAAGGAGAUGAAGACUAAACACAAAGCUUAUGAGAAUGCCGUGAGCAUUCUUAGCCGUCGCCUGCAGGAGGCCCUGGCUACCAAGGAGGCCACAGAUGCAGAGCUUAGCCAGCUCAGAGCUCAGAGCACUGGUGGUAGCAGUGACCCUGUUCUACAAGAGAAGAUUCGAGCUCUGGAGGUGGAACUGCAGAAUGUUGGCCAAAGCAAAAUACUGUUGGAGAAGGAGUUACAGGAGGUGAUCACAAUGACUAGCCAGGAGCUGGAAGAGUCCCGGGAGAAGGUGCUGGAGCUGGAAGAUGAGCUUCAAGAAUCCAGAGGCUUCAGAAAGAAGAUAAAACAUCUUGAAGAGUCAAAUAAGAAACUGGCUCUAGAGUUAGAACAUGAGCGAGGGAAGCUCACCGGCCUCGGACAGUCUAAUGCAGCUUUGCGGGAACACAACAGUAUCCUGGAGACUGCACUAGCCAAGAGGGAAGCUGACCUGGUGCAGCUGAAUCUUCAGGUGCAGGCAGUUUUACAGCGCAAAGAGGAGGAGGAUCGCCAGAUGAAGCAACUUGUUGAAGCCUUACAAGCCUCAUUAGAGAAAGAAAAGAUGAAAGUAAACAGCAUGAAGGAACAGAUGGCUGCGGCCAGGGUAGAAGCUGGACACAACCGCCGUCACUUUAAGGCAGCUACUUUGGAGCUGAGUGAAGUGAAGAAGGAACUGCAGGCGAAGGAACACAUGGUACAGACAUUGCAAGCUGAAGUGGAUGAGCUUCAGAUUCAAGAGGGAAAGCAUUCUCAAGAAAUAGCACAAUUCCAGACUGAGCUUGCAGAAGCUAGAACCCAGCUCCAGCUCCUACAGAAGCAGCUGGAUGAACAGAUGAACCAGCAGCCCACAGGGAGCCAAGAGAUGGAAGAUCUCAAAUGGGAAUUGGAUCAGAAAGAACGAGAAAUUCAGUCCCUGAAGCAGCAGCUUGACUUGACAGAGCAACAUGGCAAGAAAGAACUAGAGAGUACACAACAGACAUUCCAGACUAUCAAAUCUGAGUUGGAAAUGGUACAGGAAGAUUUGUCGGAGACCCAGAAGGAUAAGUUUAUGCUUCAAGCAAAAGUGUCUGAACUGAAGAACAACAUGAAAACUCUUCUGCAGCAGAACCAACAGCUCAAGCUGGAUCUUCGCCGUGCUGCAGCCAAGAAGAAAGAACCAAAAGGUGAGUCCAACUCCUCCAGCCCUGCAACACCCAUCAAGAUACCAGACUGUCCUGUCCCAGCCUCACUGAUAGAGGAGCUGCUGAGGCCACCACCUGCUGUGAGCAAGGAACCCCUCAAGAAUCUCAACAGCUGUUUGCAGCAGCUCAAGCAGGAAAUGGACAGUCUGCAGCGCCAGAUGGAGGAGCAUACCAUCACUGUGCAUGAGUCCCUGUCCUCGUGGGCUCAGGUGGAAGCUACCCCAGCAGAGCAUGCCCAUCCCAAGGGAGACACAAAACCACAGAGUCAAAACAAUGUUCCCAGAGAAGGGCUGGGCCAAUGACUACUUGUUCGCAUCACCACGUAUUUGUGCCUGCUGAAGGAAUAUUCUUUUGUCACUAUUAUUUAUUUGAUUGUGUGCUCUGAUGGUUUUUUAAGAGAUGAGAUUUAAAUUCCCCUUUGCAUUUUAUCAAGAAUUAAAAUAACAAUGAGACAAGGAUUAAAUAGUUAUUUUAAACAACUAGCUUUUCCUGUGUGAAAUGAUCAAGUCUUAAAGACCUCAGAGUUUGGAUCACUGGUGAGAUCUGAAUGUCUGUUUGAACAGUUACUUGCAGAAGGAAGGAUCUUAUGUGUGGCUAUAGACACACUUAAGGGUGUUGCCAGGAACCUGUUCUUAUCAGGCAAUAUAUACAGAGUGGGCUCAAUAGGCACCAGUACCUAGAGGUCUUUUCUUUUUCACUCAUUAAGACCUUUACUUUCCUACAGAAAUUUUUAUUUGAACUUUUUGUUUUUAUUUCAUUUGUUUUUCAAAUCAUCCUACCUAUAAAGGAUGUAUAUGUAAAUAUUGAAAGUCUUUUAAAAAGGCAUAUGCCUGUAUUAUUUAAAGACCUAAUUGUCUUACUGAUUGCCUUUUCAAAAUUUAAUAUUGAGAAACAGUAUACAUGUAGCUUUAGGGAUGUCAGUAAAAAAAUGUAUUUUAAGAAAUAUAACUUAUUUUCUAUGCAUCCUAAAACCAAAUACUCUUGCACAGAAAGAAUUGUGUUAAUAUUUUUAUUUCUAGGGGUCUUUCCUGUCAACAUCUCUGAAUUCUUAACACUGACCUCUCAGGUCUGUGGUUCCACUCACUUUGGCUUACCAACAGGCAAGGCCAGUCAGGUCUUGAAUUAGCAGGGGAUGGAAGAUCUCCAAGGUCUCCUCAUACUGACUUGACAUUUAGCGAGCCCAGGAAAAGAGCAGGAGACAAGGCAACCUUGGUCUGUGUGUGGGUUAUAGGCUGUAUCCAUUGUGUCCUAAAGAGGGUAUUAAUGAAUGGGGCACUGUGAAUAUGUCAGUAUAGUCAUUAGGAACUACCCUGGACUUGUAUUCAACACCGGUAUUACUAGGAAUCAGAAUAUCUGGGAGAAGGUGAGCAGCUGUGGUCUGAAAGACUGAAGGUUCAGAGACAGAAACCUUGUUUAAAGUUGGCACUAAAUAUGUGAUUUAUUGCCAUCUGCUUCCCAAACCAUGUACUAAUGCUUCGUAUACUGACUAGAAGUGUUGAAGUCUUUAAUGUUUGUGAAAGCCCAUGAAGAAAGUUUAAAAUAAAGUGGGUUUUGUAAUUCAUGACUGUAAUCACUUGGGAGGUAGAAUCAGGAGAAGGAUCAGUUCAAGACCAGUUUUCAGCUACAUAGCAAGUUUGAAGCUCAGUUACAUGAAACCAAAGAUGGAACAAAAAAAUGAUUUGAAAUAUUAAGUUAGAAGGGAGAGAAAAGUCUGAAAAAGGAAGUUCUGAGCAUUAGUGAUCAGCCCACGUAGGUGUCUCUUAUUGGGUUUCUUGUCUAAUUUGUGGAGAAUGAGUUAUUCUGUUGUAAUAUCCUAUUAGGAGAUUAAUUGGUAUGAUUAAAGUAGAACUAAUCACAAUGAUGUCUGGUGUUUGAAAAAUAUUCCCUAACAAGUAUUGUACCUUUUACAAUGUAUAUAGAAUUUGUACAGGGUUAAUCUUUAAAAAAUAAAAAUAAGCUUGAAAACAUUAU